This is a messenger RNA of Propithecus coquereli (Coquerel's sifaka), 935 nucleotides long. It is a transcript of the gene MPZL3, whose product is annotated as myelin protein zero-like 3. Lineage: Eukaryota; Metazoa; Chordata; Mammalia; Primates; Indriidae. Bases 75 to 782 code for a protein of 235 amino acids. Gene Ontology annotation, cellular component: membrane. The record is from RefSeq and is a predicted model, not a curated record. The transcript is spliced from 6 exons.
GUCACUUCCGGUGUUACCUGUGUCGUUACUGGGACCCAUAAACAAGGUGUGCGAGCAUCUAGAGAGCUGUCGGGAUGCAGCAGAGCGGAGCGGCUGGAGGCCGUGGCCGCGCUCUCUUCCCACUGCUGAGCGUCCUGUUCUUUCAGGGUGUCUAUAUCGUCCUUUCCUUGGAGAUUAAAGCAGAUGCCCAUGUCCGAGGUUACGUUGGAGAAAAGAUCAAGUUGAAGUGUACCUUCAAGUCGACUUCAGCUGUCACUGACAAGCUUACCAUAGACUGGACGUACCGCGCUCCCAGCAGCAGUCGCACGGAAUCAAUUUUUCAUUACCAGUCUUUCCAGUACCCAAGCACAGCUGGCACAUUUCGGGAUCGGAUUUCCUGGGUUGGAAAUGUAUACAAAGGGGAUGCAUCUAUAAGCAUAAGCAACCCUACCAUAAAGGACAAUGGGACAUUCAGCUGUGCUGUGAAGAAUCCCCCAGAUGUGCACCACAAUAUUCCCAUGACAGAGCUAACAGUCACAGAAAGGGGUUUUGGCACCAUGCUCUCCUCUGUGGCCCUCCUUUCCAUCCUCGUCUUUGUGCCCUCAGCAGUGGUGGUGGUUCUGCUGCUGGUGAGAAUGGGGCGGAAGGCCGCCAGGCUCAAGAAGAGGAGCAAGUCUGGCUAUAAGAAGUCGUCUAUUGAGGUUUCAGAUGACACUGACCAGGAGGAAGAAGAUGCGUGCAUGGGAAGGCUUUGUGUCCGUUGUGCUGAGUGCCUGGAUUCAGACUAUGAAGAGACAUAUUGAUGAAAGUCUGCAUGAUAUAAGAAGAAUCACAUAACAACAGAAAACAGCCCAUUCCAUUGGCAGCCAAAGCCUGUCAGAGAAGUAAAGCUGGCCUGGACAGCAGUGAUGGAGGAUCCUGGAGGUCAUCAGUAAAGACUUUAGGAACCUUUUUUU